AAGCUAACGUUAGCCGCGGUGGUGUUUUCGGCUGAUGGCUGACUUCGGCAGCAGGAUCCUGACGUCUUCUGAAUAUCUGCUGGUUCGAGGUGGAGCAGCCGGAAAAGCGCCGUCGUCCUCGGUCAUGGCCGGAAACGGAACCUGGGAGGCAGCGGGCGGCAUGGACCAGAUCACCGUGGUGAGGAUAGACGACACGCACAUCGCCGAGGAGCAGUCGCACCUCAGCGGGAAGGUGAGGAGCAACGUGUCCGAGUACUACGAGAUGGAGUACUCGCUGCCCGCCGAGGAGGAGGUGCUGGAGGAGGAGGAGGACGGCGUCUACGUCAUCGAGUACUCCAACCCCGAGGAGGAGGGAGAGAGCUACCAGUUCACCAUGUCCGUGGACCGGUCGCUCCCCGCCAAAAAGCCGGCCGUCAAACACCCAGCGGUCAAAGAGAACGCCACAGAGCUGCCACCGCCCAGACCGCCGAGGCCGAGGCACGAGGCGGUCCAGACGAAGAAGCUGGAGGAGGCCGAGGAGGAGGAGGAGGAGGCCGAGGAGGUGAUGAUGAGCAAUAAGAGCGUCCUGGAGCUCGGCGAGGAUUACAGCGACGUCAUGAACUCGGGCUCCGGGAAGAGACAGUUGGUGUGCACCAUGUGUCCGCCGCCCGGGAAGACCUUCAAGAGGGCGUCGGGUCUGGCCGUGCACCUGAAGCAGAUGCACCGCAUGGAGGGCAAGAAGACGUUCUUCUGCACGUCCUGCCAGCAGUCGGUCCGCACGCAGGUGGAGCUGGACGCCCACACGAGGCGCCACGCCAACCAGGACGCCGUCUUCACCUGCCACCUGUGCUCAGCCGACAGCCAGGCGGCGUACCGCGGCUCCAAGUGGGGCCUGAGGAAGCACCUGCAGAAGGAGCACCCGGGCGUCGUGCCGCGCUGCGACAUCUGCAACAAGGGCUUCAAGUCGCUCGCGUCGUACCUCGCCGACCAGUUCCGGCACGUCGGCGUGUCGCCGUACUACUGCGCCAAGUGUCAGAUCUACGAAAUGACUGAGAGGGGUCUGAGCGUGCACAUCAAGAACCACAACAAGAAGAAGAAGAGGGACCAGCAGCAGCAGCAGCAGGCGGCCGGACACGACCCGCCGCCGCCGCCGCCACCGGGGCUCCUCGCCGCCGCCGAUAACUCAGCCACAGACGACUCUGACUUCUGAGCUGUUUGUGGUUCUCAGACUGAAGCGGCAGCAGCUCAGUGACUCCUCGUGUCGGACUCAGGUCCGACUUUAUGCAUCUGAACUGAAUGUUGGACAGAAACCGUUUUAGUCUGUGACCAGUAGAGAGCUUUUUCUCAACAAUCGUCCCUUUUUAUUUUCAGAUUUUCUGAUAAACUGGCUGCAGAACAGAGAAGGUGAAGGUGCAUCACGCUGCGUUAGAGGAGGCUCUGUCACUCUUUACUUCUUGUUUAAUUUGGAUAAAGAGUUGUGGGUUUUUAUCACUAUAAAUAUAUCAAAAUAAAGUCCUGAACCUUCAGGGGAACAGAACAACUGUGACUAGAAGGAGGAUGAACUCAGAAGAAAACACAAACAACUGGAAUCAACAUGUACAGCGUUCCUGUUGACAUCACUGGAACAAAAACACUAAAGAUAUUUAAUUACUCUGGUGUCUCUUAACAAGCUGCAAAUUACAAUUUCCCUGAGGUACCUACCAAAGGGAUCAAUGAAGUUAUAUCUAAUCUAAUCUAAAUUACAAUUUUAUUAAUUAUUUUACAAAAAUUUCAAAAGCUGGAAUCAACUUGUGCAAUGAAUUGUAAAAAAAACAAAAAAGUUGAAUUUCUUUGAUUAUUUAUUUUACAAAUAAUAAACUAAAAUCAACAAGAACAAUAUUUUUCAAAGCGCCCACAGGUUUAAAAAAUGCUGGAAAAACUGAAUUUUUAGUUUUUUACUGAAUCUGGUUCAAGCAAACGGUUUAUUUUCUGACUUUUUAAGUGAAUUUUACGCUUUAAAUUUGGUUGUUUUAAUUGACGGACGAAAAUCCAACAAUUCGUUGUUUCUGAUUUGCUAAAAAAUUGUUAUUUUGGCCUUUUUUUUUUUUUUUUUUAGGAUAACAUUCACACACUUUCCCAGCAUGCAGCUCAGCGUGACGCCACCUUCACGUUCUCUACGGACGCCAGAACACGUCUCAUUCUAGGAAAACAAAAGUCCGUUCUGACCGAAUACGUCGUCGCUACCCGAGUAGACUGUGUAGGAUUCGUCCCAUCACCUCCUCUGUGUGUGUUUGAUUCAAAAACAGACUGAAUGCUUCACCGGUGGUUCAAACAGCAGAGCCAGGUUCAGGUCUUUAGGUUUUUAUCCACUAAUCAUUUGCUCUUUGCAGAAUACUUCUCAAAUCAAAGUGCAGUUUUUAAGGUAUUUCUGUGGCAGUGAGUAACACUAAUGUGCUGUGAAGUCAGCAGCAGACGGAUUAUUGUCACGAUUCAAUGAAUGUUUGGCUUCACAGAGGUUCAGAAGAAAACAUGAUUAAUGGUGAAUCUGCUGAAGGGGGUUGGUUUCAUUUCACGUUUUUCUUUCCACAGUUUUUGUCUGAGGGUGUUUUUUUUUUUUAAACAGCUUGGCUCAUAAAUGUAAAGAUUUUAAAGAUGUCAGACGUCAGAACAGAUUCAGAGAAACAGACGUUGGACUAAAAAACAGACGAGUACAUGUUCUGUUACACAAUGAGUUGAGUUUAGACACUAACAGAAGGUGUUUCUGUCGACGGUUUCCAGCUCUGAACUCCUGCUUUUAGAUGAACUCUUGUCAUAAGUAGUCGACAAAAACAAACCUCAGUCUCAUUUUGAGCCGAAUAUUAUUUAAAGUUCAGAUUUUUGACUUUUAACGAGUUGAAAAUCUGCUGCUGAAGCUCCAGACCAGCUCCUAAACUGACCUUCACUGGUUUCCUGAUGUGUAAACUUUUGGUUUGGGAUGAAAAAAAAACCCAAAACAUGAUGAAAUGUUCAAUUUAGAAAAGUAUUAAACCAAAUUAUCGUUUUUUAAAAUCCUCAUUUAUGAAGUAAAAAGCCAAAAGUUUAGAGGAGUUGUUUCAAUCAGUGUUAAUUUAACAUUUUAAAAGUCAGUUCACUGCAGUAAAGAACUGAAAGAUGAAUAAACAGUGUUUCCUUAAAUCAUAUUUACUGCUAAUCAUGACUGCCGUGUAAAGUUCAACCCCCUGAGGGAUUAUUUUGAGGUUCGAGGAGGCGAAAAUGUCCAAUAUUUAAAGAAAAAGUCGAGAAAAGUGCACCUAUCGUUAAUCCUUAAUCAUCACAUGACCCCUUCAGAUUCAUCUCGGACCCUCUUAGGGGCCCCGACCCACAGGUUGUGUCACAGUUUGUUUUUUGUUGAAAGCAGAAGUUUCACUGAAGUCAAAGAAGCCAAACGUGUGCAGCCGAGCUUCACGAGCUGAAAACAACUGAAACGUUUCAUUUCAAACUCCUUCAUGGAUAAAUGUUUUUAUUUGUCGAGGAUGAAACGAGUCAACGGUGCUAAAAAACACCAAAACAUCACCGAGUUUGGUGCACAAACGGUUUUUUCUUCUGUUUUUAGGAACCUUCGGUCGGUUUUCAUGUUUUGUUUUUAAUGAGUGUCUGGGUGAAACGUUUGCCGUGUUCGUUUCUGGUUUUUUAUUCUUUGUUGUGUCGGUUUGUCUCUGCAACUUUAUCCAUUAAAGGGAAACGCCACUAAGCUUCA
Molecule: messenger RNA, 3694 nt
Organism: Stegastes partitus (bicolor damselfish)
Lineage: Eukaryota; Metazoa; Chordata; Actinopteri; Pomacentridae
Product: zinc finger protein 526
Exons: 2
Coding region: 35-1189 (384 amino acids)
Source: RefSeq, a predicted model, not a curated record